AUGGCGGCUCUGGCCUACAACCUGGGCAAGCGGGAGAUCAACCACUACUUCAGCGUGAGGAGCGCCAAGGUACUGGCGCUGGUGGCCGUACUGCUGCUCGCGGUGUGCCACCUCGCCUCCCGCCGCUACCGAGGCAAUGAUUCAUGUGAAUACCUUCUCUCAAGUGGCAGAUUUCUUGGAGAGAAAGUUUGGCAGCCUCACAGCUGUAUGAUGCAUAAGUACAAAAUCAGUGAAGCAAAGAACUGCCUCGUAGAUAAACAUAUUGCAUUUAUUGGAGAUUCCAGAAUUCGUCAGUUAUUUUAUUCUUUUGUGAAAAUAAUUAAUCCUCAAUUCAAAGAAGAAGGAAAUAAGCAUGGAAACAUUCCUUUUGAAGACAAGAGUGCAUCAGUUAAAGUGGAUUUUCUGUGGCAUCCAGAGGUUAAUGGUUCUAUGAAACAGUGUAUCAAAGUGUGGACUGAGGAUUCUGUUACAAAGCCCCAUGUGAUUGUAGCAGGAGCUGCCACAUGGUCUAUCAAGAUUCACAAUGGCAGCAAUGAAGCGCUUUCCCAAUAUAAAAUGAAUAUUACCUCCAUAGCACCACUUUUAGAAAAACUGGCAAAGACUAGUGAUGUUUAUUGGGUCUUACAAGAUCCUGUUUAUGAAGAUCUAUUAAGUGAAAAUAGGAAAAUGAUCACUAAUGAGAAGAUAGAUGCCUACAAUGAAGCUGCAGUCAGUAUUUUGAAUAGCAGCACCAGAAACUCUAAAUCAAAUGUUAAGGUGUUCAGUGUUUCCAAACUGAUUGCUCAAGAAACCAUCAUGGAAUCUUUGGAUGGCUUACAUCUUCCUGAAUCAAGCAGAGAAACUAGUGCAAUGAUUCUUAUGAACGUGUAUUGCAAUAAGAUUUUGAAGCCUGUAGAUGGUUCCUGUUGUCAACCUCGGCCUCCUCUUACUCUCAUACAGAAGCUAGCUGCUUGCUUUUUCACUUUAUCUAUUAUUGGAUAUUUAAUUUUUUAUAUAAUUCAUCGUAAUGCUCAUCGGAAGAAUAAGCCUUGUACUGACUUGGAAAGUGGAGAAGAAAAGAAAAAUAUUAUCAAUCCCUCUGUGUCUCCAUUAGAAAUAUUUUUACAGUCUUUCUGCAAACUUGGCCUGAUUAUGGCUUAUUUCUAUAUGUGUGACCGGGCAAAUCUAUUUAUGAAGGAAAACAAAGUUUAUACACAUUCAACUUUCUUUAUUCCAAUUAUCUACAUCUUGGUUUUGGGAGUAUUUUACAAUGAAAAUACCAAGGAGACUAAAGUAUUAAAUAGAGAACAAACAGAUGAAUGGAAAGGCUGGAUGCAACUUGUGAUUUUGAUUUAUCAUAUCUCUGGAGCAAGUACAUUUUUGCCUGUGUACAUGCACAUUCGGGUUCUGGUUGCUGCGUAUCUAUUUCAGACAGGGUAUGGGCAUUUCUCAUACUUUUGGGUCAAAGGAGACUUUGGAAUCCAUAGAGUAUGUCAGGUCUUAUUUCGUCUCAAUUUCCUGGUAGUGGUGUUAUGCAUAGUAAUGGAUCGGCCUUAUCAGUUCUAUUACUUUGUCCCCUUGGUCACUGUAUGGUUCAUGGUCAUAUAUGUUACUUUAGCACUAUGGCCACAAAUAAUCCAAAAAAAAGCAAACGGAAAUUGUUUGUGGCAUUUUGGCUUACUGUUGAAACUAGCCUUCUUGCUGUUAUGUAUAUGUUUUUUGGCAUAUUCUCAGGGUGCAUUUGAGAAGAUCUUUUCUCUUUGGCCAUUGUCCAAGUGUUUUGAACUGAAAGGCAAUGUAUAUGAAUGGUGGUUCAGAUGGAGGUUAGACCGUUAUGUAGUCUUUCAUGGAAUGUUGUUUGCUUUCAUUUAUCUGGCUUUGCAGAAGCGCCAAAUACUUUCUGAAGGAAAGGGUGAACCUCUUUUUUCAAGCAAAAUUUCAAAUUUUCUAUUAUUUAUUUCAGUAGUUUCUUUCUUGACCUAUUCCAUCUGGGCUAGCAGUUGUAAAAACAAAGCAGAGUGCAAUGAACUCCACCCAUCCGUUUCUGUGGUACAGAUUUUAGCCUUCAUCCUUAUAAGGAAUAUCCCUGGGUAUGCUCGUUCAGUUUACAGUUCAUUUUUUGCUUGGUUUGGAAAAAUUUCAUUAGAGCUGUUUAUUUGCCAAUAUCACAUAUGGCUGGCAGCAGACACAAGGGGUAUCUUGGUACUCAUACCUGGAAACCCUAUGCUCAACAUUAUUGUCAGCACUUUCAUAUUUGUUUGUGUGGCACAUGAAAUUUCUCAGAUCACUAAUGAUCUUGCACAGAUUAUUAUUCCUAAAGAUAACUCAUCUCUGUUCAAAAGAUUGGCAUGUAUAGCUGCAUUUUUUUGUGGACUCCUCGUCUUAUCAUCCAUUCAAGAUAAAUCAAGACAUUAGGAUUCUAAGAACUUAAAACUCUUCAGAUUAACUUUGAAUCUACCUAGAGGAGAACAGCAUCUAUCUGGAGAUGUAUUGUAAAUGUAUAUGUAAAUAAAAUUUGUGUGGCAAGAAGAUAGCUCAGUGACAUCUGUUGAACACGUGUGGUUGUAUAUUUUGGAAAUGUACAUAUACAGUGUGAAAUACUGAAGAAGAUUGAAGCAGAGUGCAUUGUAUAGGAUUGCAUGUGAAAAGUCUUUCCUACUGGAUCUGCAUUUCCAUUUAUAAGUGAUUUUAAGUCAACAUAUGAAGGCAGGGAAAUAACUACCUUUCCAGUAAAAAAUACAGAUAAUUUAAUUAGCUUAGUAACACCACUGAGUGUUUUGAUAUUUACUAAAUUUAUGGUAAUAAAAAUUAUAUGCACCUAUAUUCAUCAUUGAACUUCCUACUUCAUCGAAAACUUUCUUACUCAAGAAAGAUUGCAGUGUUGUUUCCUUAUAUGUGCAAUGAUGUGGAAUGACAAACAAUAUCUUUUAUUGUUCAUGUUCUGAUAUUAUGUUUCCUGAUAUGAUUUUUCUUCCUAACUGUGGUUUUCAGGUAUAUAAGCCUAAAAUCUUUGUACACUUUGUCCCAGAGUUGUUCUAGGCUUGAUGACAGGGUUUUGUCAUUGAUGCUAUUGUAGCUUUUUAUAAAAAGCCAAAUUUUCUUUCCAGUCCAAACAUGCACCUGUUUCCUUUCCUUAAGCUGCACCAGUGUAAUGCCAGUUACCCUGUGGAGGCAUCACAUAUGCUUUCCCCCAUCUAAUUAGUUUUUGUAUAUUAUUUCCAAUGUUUGGAAGCUCUUUAUAACAUUUUGGUAUUUCCUAUUACUCCCUCCUAUUUUUUAAAAAAAUAUUUAUCAAUCUAAAUGUGUGCAGUGUAGUAAAGAUUCAAGAUAUGUUUGAGAUGUAUAAGUAGAAUUUUAAGUAAACUGGUCACCUUGGGCAAUGUUUGUUUUUGGUUCUGUUACAGGCUUAACUGUUAGAGGUAUAAAUUUAUUUAUCUGUUGUACAGAUUUGAUUAUAGAUUUUAAUGUUUUAAAAAUUGCACUUGUUUGCUGUUACUGUGUAUGGGGUAAAAUAUUUUUUGUUCAUGGUAUAUGAAAAUAUGGAAUAAUUUAAACAGUAAAUAAACAUUCUGUGGAUGCUUAUUUUUGUAUUGUAAAGUAUCAAUUAAACUAUGUGGUUUUUUUAAA
Molecule: messenger RNA, 3606 nt
Organism: Budorcas taxicolor (takin)
Lineage: Eukaryota; Metazoa; Chordata; Mammalia; Artiodactyla; Bovidae
Gene: CASD1
Product: CAS1 domain containing 1
Exons: 18
Coding region: 1-2394 (797 amino acids)
Cellular component (GO): Golgi membrane
Molecular function (GO): N-acetylneuraminate 9-O-acetyltransferase activity
Source: RefSeq, a predicted model, not a curated record